AUGUCAAGGAUAUGGAGCAACAUCGUACAUUUCUUUUCCGUGCAAGCGCUUGACUCACGAAUAAAACCAGAUCUUGAAUUUGAAAGGCGAAGAAAGUUGUUUAUAAGUUCCUCCAAAAACGAAAAUGGUUCGUCAUCUACUGCCAUUGCUGUAACUCGAAGCCCAGUGAUAAGUUCUAAUAAUCUAUCCUCGCCACUAUGGAACACAUGGGAAUUUAAGCUAUAUUAUUUGGCGUUCACGAUAGCGAUUCCUUUGAUGGUGAAAGCAGCACUGGAUACAAGUUCCGAAUCUAACCAAAACUACUAUAAGUUCAGUGGACUCCUAGCCCAUGGUUGGAUCCUGGGUCGCAAAGUUGAUAAUAGCGAUGCUCAAUAUAGGUUUUUUAGGUGCAAUUUCAUCUUGUUGGCUGCGAUAAUAUUACUACAAACGGUGUUAAAGAAAAUUUUCGUUAAAUUUAGCAAAAGCUCGAGGAUAAAUUUUGAUUUUGCGUGCGGGUUGAUUUUCAUUUGCUUUAUGUACGGUGUCAACUCUAUUAAACUACUGACUCAUGCCCUUAUCUUCUUUACUCUGGUACACUUAUUGAAGAGGAAGCGUAUGAUGGCCGCUUUUACAAUUUGGUCUUAUGGUAUUUUUACAUUAUUCAUUAACCAAAAGGUUAAAAAUGUCCCCUUCAAUAGUAUCGCCACUAUGUUGGAACCUAUGGAUCAUUGGUAUAAGGGUAUUAUUCCUCGUUGGGAUCUUUUUUUCAACUUCACCUUGUUACGGUUGCUAAGUUACUGUAUGGAUUUUUUGGAAAGAUGGCAUGAACAACUGAGUCCACAACCUUCGAUAGAUUAUGAGUGUAGUCGACCGGAAUUCAGAAAAAGUUUAUCCGUUGCCACUUUGCAAACAAUCUAUGAAUCAGGUAAGAAUGAUGUUUUGGAUGAAAAGGGACGAUUGGUGGCAAAACUCCAUAUCCAGGAUUAUAAUUUCAUCAAUUUUAUCGCUUAUAUUACGUAUGCACCAUUAUUUCUGGUAGGCCCAAUCAUCACUUUCAAUGAUUACUUUUAUCAGUCAGAGAAUAAAUUACCUUCAUUAAGGAAGAAGAACAUAACCCUGUAUGCUCUAAGAGUUGUUUCAAGUUUGUUGUUAAUGGAAAUUAUUCUUCACUUCAUCUAUGUGGGUGCAAUAGCAAGGACCAAGGCAUGGGGCGGCGACACACCUCCACAACUGGCUAUGAUCGCAUUAUUCAAUCUGAAUAUUAUAUAUCUAAAGCUCUUGAUCCCUUGGAGGCUCUUUAGAUUAUGGGCCAUGAUCGAUGGUAUUGAUGCGCCCGAAAAUAUGCUGCGAUGUGUGGAUAAUAAUUAUAGUACACUGGGGUUUUGGAGGGCUUGGCACACAAGCUUCAACAAGUGGGUAAUCCGUUACAUCUAUAUCCCAUUUGGCGGGUCAAAUAAUAAAAUACUGACAAGCUUUGUCGUGUUUUCAUUCGUCGCAAUGUGGCACGAUAUUGAACUAAGGCUACUGUUUUGGGGGUGGUUAACUGUUCUUUUAUUACUGGGUGAAACCUUUAUCACCAAAUGUUUCAUUCGAUAUAGGUUUAGGAAUUGGUAUAGAUUCUUUUGCGGCUUCGGUGCCGUAAUAAAUAUUUGCAUGAUGAUGGUUGUCAACCUGUAUGGAUUUUGUUUUGGGGCAGAGGGAACGAAGCUUUUCUUGAAGGACACAUUCAGCACAUCAUCUGGUUUGAAGUUUUUUCUUAUAGGAACAGUAAGCUUAUUUAUCGCUGUUCAGAUAAUGUUUGAAAUUAGAGAGGAAGAAAAAAGGCAUGGUAUCAAGCUGAAGUGUUGA
Molecule: messenger RNA, 1827 nt
Organism: Saccharomyces kudriavzevii IFO 1802
Lineage: Eukaryota; Fungi; Ascomycota; Saccharomycetes; Saccharomycetales; Saccharomycetaceae
Gene: GUP2
Product: putative O-acyltransferase
Exons: 1
Coding region: 1-1827 (608 amino acids)
Biological process (GO): GPI anchor biosynthetic process
Cellular component (GO): endoplasmic reticulum
Source: RefSeq, a predicted model, not a curated record